This is a messenger RNA of Benincasa hispida (wax gourd), 2179 nucleotides long. RefSeq names its product transferring glycosyl group transferase. Lineage: Eukaryota; Viridiplantae; Streptophyta; Magnoliopsida; Cucurbitales; Cucurbitaceae. The record is from RefSeq and is a predicted model, not a curated record.
UUUCCAUUUUUCUCACACCUUCAGGCUUCAUGCCGCACCUCAAGUAGCGUAUAUAAUCACCCGACUAAACUGUUGAGUUCAUUUCACUCUCAGAAUCGAGACUUGAGAGUAUCUCGACCCUCACUUUCCGGCGAGCUGACGCCUGAUCCUUCAUCAUCGUCUCCGUCGCCGGCGAUAUCAGGCCGGUAACCACCACUUUAUCAUCAAUGAUUCUGUAAUUGCUCUCUAUAAAUCUCUCUAACGAUGGUCGGUUACAGGAGGCAUUUUCUUCCUCUCUUCCUCCUCGUCUCUGUUUCAAUCCUCUUCUUCUUCACUUACUUCUACUCCUCCAUUCCCCCUUCCUUCCCUUCUAACCCUAACCCUGAUUUCGCCCUCACCGGGAGAAUCUCCGAUCCUAAAACCUCUGCUUUCACUCUAAUCGUGAAGGUUCUUGCUUACAAUCGCCUCGAGUCUGUGUCCCGCUGCCUUCGGUCUAUCGCCAAUGCGGAUUACCUCUCCGACCGCGUCCAUCUCCAUGUCUACAUUGAUCAUUUUCCUCAUGAUGAUGCUCAUAUCAAGCUCAACGAGUCGCAUCGGAUCUUGCAAUUCGUUGAUCAAUUUGUUUGGAAUUUUGGGGAGAAGCUAGUUCAUUAUCGGACUGGGAAUGUGGGAUUGCAAGCGCAGUGGUUGGAGGCUUGGUGGCCGAGCUCUGACAAUGAGUUUGCAUUCGUUGUGGAGGAUGAUUUGGAGUUGUCGCCGCUUUAUUAUAAGUUCCUGAGGAGUUUAAUUCUGAAUUAUUAUUAUAAUACUUCGAAUUAUGCUCCUUCGAUCUACGGGGCUUCACUGCAGCGACCAAGGUUUGUUCCAGGCAAACAUGGUAAUAAAAUAAGGCUAGAUGAAGGAACCAGAAUUUUUUUGUACCAAAUAGUUGGUACAUGGGGUCAGCUUCUCUUUCCCAGGCCUUGGAAGGAGUUUAGAUUGUGGUAUGAUGAGCACAAAGCGAUGGGCAUCAAGCCAAUACUUGAUGGCAUGGUGACGACAGGAUGGUACAAAAAGCUGGGUGAAAAAAUAUGGACUCCUUGGUUUAUUAAAUUUAUCCAUUCUCGCGGCUAUUUCAAUAUCUACACCAAUUUCUUACAUGAAAGAGCACUGAGUACUUCUCACAGGGAUGCUGGUGUAAAUUAUGGGAAAACAGCUGGUCCUGAUUCACACUUACUGGAUGAAAGUUCACUCGAUUUCAAUCUCCUAGAGAUGAAGCCUCUAACCAAUCUGAAGUGGUAUAAUUUCUGCUUUAGAGAAGUUAUUCCUCAAAGAAUUGUUAAAAACAAGAGUGAGCUUGUUUCUGUUCUUCACUCUGUUCAGAAACACAAAAACAUAAUCAUUGUGAGCAUAUUUGGGGUUUCAGAGUCCACGAUAAGGAAUUUCCUUUGUCACUUUGAGAGGUUGAACAAAAAGAACUAUAUUUUGUUGGGCCACGAAUCUGAGUUACUCAAUGACCUAACAAGAAGAGGACACCCAGUGAUUUAUGCAGACCCGUUUCUGAAGACUCUCAAAACUUUCAAAUUUACAGCUUUUGAAGGCACCACUACAGAACUUAUGAAGUUAGUUCUAGCAAAGUUCUACAUUAUUAAGUCAUGCUUAGAACUUGGGUACAAUCCUGGGUUGGUAGAUGGAAACAUGCUUUUUGUCAAUGGUGAUCCAUUCGCAGACUCAAGUCUUGCUGGCAAUGUCGUUUCCGGGCAGAGCUUUGAACUUUUCUUCAUUAAAAGCUCAUCCUCUGCUCAAAAGAUGUGGACUAGUCAUAUGGUCGCCGAGGCUGAAGCCAUGGUAGAGUCUUUGAUGAGUAGAGGUUCCUCGUCAAGAGAUAGCAUUAGUUUUGUGGGCAUAGCAACUAAAUUAUUAGAAAAACAUGGCGUUGAGUUCAAGAUAGCUGAGGAGAUGAGCUUUGGUGUGAAUAUUGGUAACAGUCCUAGCAACACAUCAUUAGGUGAUGGAAAAAGGUUGGUGUUUUGGCCAGUUGACAUGGAUAUGAAUGACGUACAGAAACGGCUUGAGGAGUUGGGCUUUUGGAUUAUUGAUGGUGAUCUUUCUUGCAAAGGUGUUUACUGUAAUGGAUUGUAGCGUUCUAUCUUUAGUAAUGCCCAAUCAAUAUUCAUGAAUUCUAUACACGUUCGAUAAUUAUUUAGAUCUCAUUUAGUAA